Chondrus crispus (carragheen) is the source of this 1965-nucleotide messenger RNA. RefSeq lists its product as hypothetical. The transcript is spliced from 2 exons. The coding region runs from base 1 to 1860 and encodes 619 amino acids. The record is from RefSeq and is a predicted model, not a curated record. Lineage: Eukaryota; Rhodophyta; Florideophyceae; Gigartinales; Gigartinaceae.
AUGUUAGCGAAAUUAUGGUCUUCAAAUGUGGCAUAUAGAGCAGGUUCUCGAGUAUCCUCGGGUUCUCCCGUCCAACUACGACCGAGGCCGUACACUAGGAGUUCUCUGGUGACUGAGGAGGAUGGGAACGACUGGCGUUUCAGGCUGGUUAUAGCUUUUGUCGCAUUUAUCCUGCUUUCUGCCGAUUUAUUGAUCGAAUUCGGCUCGGGUUCGUCUGACGUCGCGUCGGGGAACAUGAUCGCCACUGGGUACGGGGCUGCCGGGAGGUCACAGCCACUGGAUGUGAGAAGGAACAGUGACGGAACGUGGAGCCCGGCAUUACGCUCUCAACGUAUUGUGAAUGCUACGUACCAAGUCUACGAGGUGGACCUGGUACCUGAUGAAGCAUGGGGAAUCACUGAGCGGGACAUACAAGUCAUUAAGAGCACCAGAAGUGCGGUCGAGGUUGAGGGACGAGUCAUCAGUUCGGCCAUUCCGGAUCAAUGGAUGCUAACAGGAAAUGGCAGAGAGUUAUGGUUCUCAGGCCGUGCCGGGGCGGCGUUGGUGAAAGACGACAAGUUGCUGAUCACUACUGGCCUCGCAUCAUUCGUCCUGCUGGAAACAAGCUGGACAGGGGAGGCGUCAAUCGCAGUCACUGAGAUAGUGUCCAAUCUUCUAUUUGUCACUUAUUUGCAAAUUUGCAGUGACUACAACAUCACUGUAACUGUUAGGAUGGACAAGUUACCACAGUUGAUGCUCGACUGUGACGGGAACACCGAAUAUCCAGCAAGCUGGCAAGUUGUUUGUGUGGACGUCAGUAUUAGGCCAAGUGAGGUUGUAAGGCACGAUGGAAACCUGUUGCCGCCCGCCUUGACAACCCUCAAAAGCCAAAGUAUCAAAAUAGACUACGGCAAGAGGGUCGAAAUGAAAAUACCAUGGGCCAUAUUCGACGAGGUGGACAGCCGCCCGUCUAGUUCUCCUGACCGCAGUAUACGCACAGAGACUUUUAACGGGGAGAAUGCCACUCUCGUCGUGACAGAGACGGGGGGAAUGCUUAUGAUGCGAGAGGGGCGUCAGGUGACAUGUUGCCUUAGUGUGAUAGGCGACAUGGACAACAAGGGGCUUCCUGCUUGUAGAAUGCAGGACGGGCGCAGCGAAAAUGAGGCGGAUGCCAUGUUCAAAGCGUUGCAGUUAGCCUCUGCGGACUACAACAAGAUCUGGCGGAUAUAUCAUAGUUGGAUAAAGGGGGAUGAAGAAAGGUCUCAGACUGAGGUGAAUUGGAUAUCGACGGAGCUACAGACUGAACUGGGUAGCCUGAUCUCGGACGUCAAGACCGUGGCAACUAUCAAUAUUUUCUUCAUAAUCGGGGUCGGUAUAAUCCUCGUUACUUUUCUCGUAGGGGCGUCUGUGCAUGUGUUUUACAGGUUGAAGCUGGUGAAGGUGGAACCGAGCUGUCGACGCAUCACGCUAGAGACUAGCCGCAGGGUUUUGGCGAUGUCAGCAAGUUGCAAAUACAAUUGCGGCAUGGUGCCCGGGGCGCCGCCUCGAACAUCAGUAGUCCGGAGCGGUGACAAGACAUGUCACUUGGACACGUCAUAUUCUUUGCAGGACGACUCGAUAAGUGCAACCGAGGCUGCAAAGGAAGGGCUAGUGCUGGUGGGACGCAGGGUGCGAGCACGCGACGGAGAAGAAGCACAGUCGGAGGGUUCCCUGCCUCAUUCCUGUGCGGUCGGACGUGUGGCUGCGGCAUACCGCUCUCGGGGCAGGGGAAGGCGGAACGACGAGCACAGGAUUGCGUGGGUGAAGAGCCCAGGUCGAUCCAAGACGCUGCUGGCGUUGGUGAGGAAGGAUGGGCGGAUGCGUCCUUUGGAAAGACUGUGAGGGCGGUAGGGAUGAUAUCAAUUGAUAGCAAGAUUGAAUCAAUCUUGAUCGGGUGACGGAGGACUUGAUGUAAGAAUUAUGAAGUAUAAGGCGUUUCCAGUGUAA